AAAAGGCCUCCCUUUACACUCAUUCUCUCUCAGUCUUUAGCUCUAAGCCAUCCCAAUACAUUCUCUCAUCAUCCACUCCUCACCGUUGAUAAUAAAAUAACCCCAUUUGUGCUGCAUGGUCUGCAGAAAACUUGCCUCAGACGUGCCUGCAUGGAGUUGUAGGAGCCCUUUUAGAUUGUAAAUCGAUUUGUUCAUUUUUGUAAAGGGCUCCUAACCCUCCAAGACUUUCUCAUCCCUUGCAAAGAUGGGAGAAAUGUCGACACUCCAGUUUGGGGUUAUUGGCGCUCUGUUCCUUUCAGUCGCAUCAUCCGUCUCCAUUGUCAUCUGCAACAAAGCUUUGAUGAGUAAUCUUGGCUUCCCUUUUGCUACUACGCUCACUAGUUGGCAUCUCAUGGUGACAUUCUGCACCCUACAUGCGGCGCAACGCUUGAAUUUUUUCGAGUCGAAGUCAACUGACACAAGGACUGUAAUACUCUUUGGCCUUCUAAAUGGGAUUUCAAUUGGACUUCUCAACUUGAGUCUGGGUUUCAACUCCAUUGGAUUUUAUCAGAUGACAAAACUUGCAAUCAUACCUUUCACUGUAUUAUUGGAAACUAUUUUCUUGAAAAAGCAAUUCAGCCAGAAGAUAAAGUUCUCUCUCUUCCUCUUACUGAUAGGAGUAGGGAUUGCCUCUGUGACUGAUCUUCAGCUCAAUUUAGUGGGGACGAUUGUCUCUAUUUUAGCCAUCAUAACAACCUGUGUUGGGCAAAUUCUGACAAACACAAUACAAAAGAGGCUGAAUGUCUCUUCAACUCAGCUGCUCUACCAGUCAGCUCCAUUUCAGGCAGCCAUUCUCUUUGUCUCAGGCCCUCUGGUUGAUCAGUUCCUCACCAAGCAAAAUGUCUUUGCCCACAAAUAUUCUCCUCUAGUUUUGUUAUUCAUUGCUCUUUCGUGCCUCAUAGCCGUGGCUGUGAACUUCAGCACCUUUCUGGUUAUUGGCAAGACUUCCCCGGUUACAUACCAAGUGCUAGGCCACCUAAAGACAUGCCUUGUUCUUGGCUUUGGGUAUACACUACUCCAUGACCCGUUCACAGAGAGGAACAUCAUUGGAAUCUUAAUUGCAGUUUGGGGCAUGGGAUUAUAUUCAUAUUUUUGCACCCAGGAGAGUAAAAAGAAACAAUUAGCUGAUGCUUCAAUGGUAUCUCAGAUUAAAGAUAAAGAUACAACACCACUUUUGUCCGCAAAGAGCAUGGGUCACCAAGAUAAGGAAAGUCAAGAGACUAAGAUAUCAACCAAGGACUCUGCUGUUUAAAUGAUAGGCAUUGUUACCAAAGUUUCUAUGUAUUAUGGUUCUUUCCAUAUUGAAGACAUUUUUUCCCCUGAUAAACUCCAGACAUAUUGCUGAGUGUAAAUGGUUUUGAUUCUUUGAAUAAAUUCUCUCUUUCAGUA
This is a messenger RNA of Carya illinoinensis, 1428 nucleotides long. RefSeq names its product UDP-xylose transporter 1-like. NCBI's taxonomy places the organism in Eukaryota, Viridiplantae, Streptophyta, Magnoliopsida, Fagales, Juglandaceae. The coding region runs from base 245 to 1291 and encodes 348 amino acids. The transcript has 9 exons. Gene Ontology annotation, molecular function: antiporter activity; UDP-xylose transmembrane transporter activity. Gene Ontology annotation, cellular component: Golgi apparatus. The record is from RefSeq and is a predicted model, not a curated record.